This is a messenger RNA of Condylostylus longicornis, 2477 nucleotides long. Its product is annotated as ubiquitin-like modifier-activating enzyme 1. Gene Ontology annotation, molecular function: SUMO activating enzyme activity. Gene Ontology annotation, cellular component: cytoplasm; SUMO activating enzyme complex. Lineage: Eukaryota; Metazoa; Arthropoda; Insecta; Diptera; Dolichopodidae. Gene Ontology annotation, biological process: protein sumoylation. The transcript is spliced from 6 exons. The annotation marks the transcript as partial. The record is from RefSeq and is a predicted model, not a curated record.
AUGAAGGUGUUGAUCUGCGGUUUGAACGGCGCUGGUGUUGAAACAGCAAAGAAUCUCAUCUUAGCCGGACCAAAUACUGUUGCACUGCAUGAUCCAACUAUAAGCAGAAUUCAAGAUUUAGCCUCUAAUUUCUACUUGACAGAGCAGGAUGUACAGCAGGGUGUGAGCAGAGCUGAAGCAUGCGUGAAACGUCUCUCAGAAUUAAACGAUUACGUCAGCACUACAAUCAUUGAAGGGGAGUUGUCACCAGAAGUUCUCCAUCAAUUCGAUGUCGUCGUAGUGUCGGAUAUGAAAAUGUCAGAAAUGAUCAGAAUCAAUAGGAUUUGUCGCUCUCAUGAGCCUUCAAUCGGAUUUGUAGCGAUGGACGGUUUUGGUUUAUGUGCGUCAGUAUUUGUUGACUUUGGGGAUGAAUUCGCAGUUUUCGAUAGAAACGGGGAACAGCCUCAAUCUUCAAUUAUUGAAGGAAUAACUCAAGAUUAUCCAGCAACAGUCCAUUUGCAUCAAGACAAACGUAAUCCUUUCGAGUUGGGGGAUUUUGUUCAGUUUAGAGAAAUUCAGGGAAUGUCUGAAUUGAAUAAUCGAAUGGCAGUUAAAAUUUUAUCAUCUGGAAGAUAUUCAAUUUCUAUUGAUUGCGAUACAAAAGAAUUGCCUGCGUAUUUGCGUGAUGGAGUUGUAGAACAGGUGAAGGUUCCAUCAAAGAUUCAAUUCAGAUCAUUGGAACUUUGUUUGGAACGCCCAGUCGCUUCCGAUGAGGAUUCUCUCUUGGUUCCUGAUUUGGCGAAAUUCGGACGAUCUGAGCAAUUGCACUUUGGGAUCCAAGCUGUCUACGCCUACAGAGAGAAGCACGGUUUUUUGCCGCCUCCAAGAAAUUCAGCAGCAGUGGAAGAAUGUCUCGCAACUGCAAAUCAUUUAAAUGAACAAGCGAAAAAAUCAUCAGAGGAAACGAAUGAAGGAGUGAAUUGGAAAUCUGCUCCUGUGGAUUCGAUCGAUCGCGCAAUCAUCGAAAAUAUCGUGUAUUAUGCAUCUUGUCAUAUUUCACCAAUCGCUGCUUUUUUGGGCGGAGUCGUCGCGCAAGAAGUUGUCAAGUUUACAGGAAAAUUCACGCCGUUGCACCAGUGGCUUUAUUUUGAUGCCUUUGAGUGUCUUUUGAAAACCCCUCCUGUUGACACCGAACCCUUGAAUAGCCGUUACGAUCAUCAAAUUGCAAUUUGGGGUAAAAAUUUCCAAGAGCGUCUCGGCAAGAUUCGAAUGUUCGUUGUUGGAGCGGGAGCUCUUGGAUGUGAAUAUUUGAAGAGUUUUGCCCUGAUGGGUUGUAGCACCAGAGAAAGCCAUCUGACUGUGACCGAUAUGGAUCGAAUCGAGGUGUCAAAUCUGAAUCGGCAGUUCCUGUUCCGUCGUCAUCAUGUUGGGACCCCGAAAUCCCGCACAGCUGCUGAAGCUGCUGCAACUAUGAAUCCAUCUCUGCGCGUUAUUUCCAGCGAGGCGCGUGUUGGUCCCGAAACUGAAGAAGAGUUCAACGAUUCUUUCUGGGAGGGACUAGACUUCGUUGUCAACGCGUUGGACAACGUCCAAAGUCGUCUCUAUAUCGAUGGACGAUGCGUUUGGUAUCGCAAACCACUUCUCGAAUCUGGAACGUUGGGAACGAAAGCAAAUUCUCAAGUUGUGAUUCCUUGCAUGACGCAAAGCUAUGGUGACAGUCAAGAUCCUCCCGAGGAUUCGAUACCUCUUUGCACAUUGCGCCACUUUCCAAAUCAGAUUGAACAUACGAUUGAAUGGUCGCGCGAUCUUUUCCAGGGAUUAUUUUGCGAUGGCCCUCAAGAAGCCUCAUCUUUUUUGAACAACGUCAACGGAUUCUUGAUGCGUCUUUGUUCGGAAGGAACGACAGCAACGCAGCGUGAACGACUUGAGAAGAUUCAUGAUUUACUCGCAACCCUCAAAGGAGGUCCAACGAUGGCGAUUUGCGUUUCAAAGGCUGUUGCUCUUUUCGUUAACUACUUUGACCAUCAGAUCGCGCAACUUCUCCACACGUUCCCAUUGGAUCAUUUAACAUCUGGAGGACUCCCGUUCUGGAGCGGUCCAAAACGGCCCCCUCAGCGACUCCAAUUCAAUCCAAAUGAUGCAAUGCAUCUCGAAUUUGUAGCAGCUGCUGCGAAUUUAAUGGCUUACAAUUUGGGAAUUCAGCAAGAAAGAAGCAAACAACGUAUUCGUGAAAUCGCUGAAAAUGUUCAAAUUCAAGCGUUUCGCGCUAAAGAAAUUCGAAUCAAGGUCGAUGAGAAAGACAACACAAUAGAAGGAGCGGCAGAUGAUGAAAUUGUAAAGGACAAAUUGCAACGAGAACUGGUCCAAAUCGCCGAAUCUCUGCAAAAAACAGGCUUUGCAGCGCAAGUUGCUCCAGUUGAAUUUGAAAAAGAUGACGAUACAAACUUCCACAUCGAUUUUAUUUCUGCGUGCGCGAAUCUGCGAGCUCGGAAUUAUCG